UUCAGCGCCUGCAUCCAGAGCAUCUUUCCUGGGGACAUAUUAUUACUAGACUGACAGUCCUUAAGUCAAGCAUGCAGUGAGAGUGUUCAGGGAUGGAAGAAGCGAGUCUGUGCCUUGGAGUGUCCUCGACGGCACCGGAAGCUGAGCCUCACCUGAGCGGCCCUGUCCUAAAUGGCCAGUAUGCCAUGAGCCAGAAGUUACACCAGAUCACUUCCCAGCUCAGCCAUGCCUUUCCUGAGUUGCACCCACGGCCCAACCCAGAGGAGAAGCCACCUGCAGGCCUUGAGGAGAAGGCCCACGUACCCAUGAGCGGGCAGUCCAUGGGCAACCAAAUGGCAUUGCUGGCCAACCAGCUGGGCCGUGAUGUGGACAAUAGCCUCAAUGGGCGCGUGGACCUGCAGCAGUUCCUCAACGGGCAGAACCUAGGAAUCAUGUCCCAGAUGAGUGACAUUGAGGAUGAUGCCCGAAAGAACCGGAAGUAUCCAUGUCCUCUGUGUGGCAAGCGUUUCCGGUUCAACAGUAUUCUCUCCCUGCACAUGCGCACUCACACCGGUGAGAAGCCAUUCAAGUGCCCCUACUGCGACCACCGGGCGGCCCAAAAAGGAAAUCUUAAGAUCCACCUGCGGACCCACAAGCUGGGCAACUUGGGGAAGGGGCGUGGGCGGGUGCGUGAGGAGAACCGUCUGCUGCACGAGCUGGAGGAGAGGGCCAUCCUGCGGGACAAGCAGAUGAAGGGCAGCCUGCUGCAGCCGAGGUCUGAUCUCAAGCCCUUGGCACAUGCCCAGCAGGCCCCGUUGGCCACCUGCAACUUGGCCAUGCCCCCCAACCACAGCGUGCCCGACAUAGCCCACCCGGCACCUUCCCCCAAGCCGGCCAAUCUGCAGGAGGAUUCCGUGACCCCGGCGGCGGGCUUCCGAUGCACCUUUUGCAAAGGCAAGUUCAAGAAGCGCGAGGAGUUGGACCGCCACAUCCGCAUUUUGCAUAAGCCCUACAAGUGCACGCUGUGCGACUUCGCGGCCUCGCAGGAGGAGGAGCUCAUCAGCCACGUGGAGAAGGCACACAUCACCGCCGAGUCGGCCCAGGGCCAGGGCCCCAACGGCGGGGGAGAGCAGUCAGCAAACGAGUUCCGCUGCGAGGUGUGCGGCCAAGUGUUCAGCCAGGCCUGGUUCCUGAAAGGCCACAUGCGCAAGCACAAAGACUCCUUCGAGCACUGCUGCCAGAUCUGUGGCCGGCGCUUCAAAGAGCCCUGGUUCCUGAAGAAUCACAUGAAGGUCCACCUCAACAAGCUGUCGGUGAAGAACAAGUCCCCCACCGAGCCUGAGGUGUCGGUGCCCAUGGGCGGCCUGUCCCAGGAGGCCCAUGCCAAUCUGUACUCUAGGUACCUCUCCUGCCUGCAGAGUGGCUUUAUGGCCCCGGACAAACCCAGCCUGAGUGAGCCCACCCAGCUCUAUGGCAAGGGGGAGCUCCCAGCCAAGGAGAAGGAGGUUCUGGGAAAACUACUGUCGCCCAUCUCCAGUAUGGCUCACAGUGUCCCCGAGGGGGACAAGCACUCCCUCCUGGGCUGCCUCAAUCUCGUGCCACCACUGAAAUCCAGCUGCAUCGAGAGGUUGCAGGCGGCUGCCAAAGCUGCAGAAAUGGACCCCGUGAAUAGCUAUCAAGCCUGGCAGCUCAUGGCCAGGGGCAUGGCCAUGGAACAUGGCUUCUUAGCUAAAGAGCAUCAGCUCACGCGCAACCACGAAGACCCUUUGGCAAACGCCGGAGUUCUGUUUGAUAAGGAGAAGCGAGAGUACGUGUUAGUGGGAGCAGAUGGCUCCAAGCAGAAAAUGCCUGCUGAUUUGGUUCACAGCACUAAAGUGGGCAAUCAGAGAGACCUGCCAAAUAAGCUCGACCCUCUAGAAGGCAGUCGGGAAUUUUUGUCACAUGGGCUCAACCAGACGCUCGAAUACAACCUGCAGGGUCCCGGGAACAUGAAGGAGAAGCCUACCGAGUGCCCGGACUGUGGACGGGUGUUCCGAACCUACCACCAAGUAGUCGUGCAUUCUCGCGUUCAUAAGCGGGACCGCAAGAGUGACGAGGAUGCUCUGCACGUGGGUGUGGGCCUGGAGGAGCGGCGAGGCUCAGGCAGCGACCAGGAAUCCCAGUCAGUGAGCCGCUCCACCACACCUGGCUCCUCUAAUGUGACUGAGGAGAGUGGGCCCGGAGGUGGCCUGUCACAGACCGGGAGCGCCCAGGAGGACAGUCCGCACCCCUCUUCACCAUCUUCCUCAGACAUCGGCGAGGAGGCCGGGAGAGCCGCUGGCGUCCAGCAGCAGGCGCUGCUUCGGGACAGAAACCUGGGCUCGGCCAUGAAGGACUGCCCGUACUGUGGGAAGACUUUCCGGACUUCCCAUCACCUCAAGGUCCACCUGAGGAUACACACAGGUGAGAAACCCUACAAGUGUCCUCACUGUGACUAUGCUGGCACCCAGUCGGCAUCCCUGAAGUACCACCUAGAGCGACACCAUAGGGAGCGGCAGAACGGGGCCGGGCCACUGUCAGGACAGCCCCCGAACCAAGAGCACAAGGACGAGACCUCCAGCAGAGCGCCUGUGUUUAUCAGGCCAGACAUCCUGCGGGGGGCUUUUAAGGGUCUCCCUGGAAUCGACUUCAGAGGUGGCCCUGCCUCUCAGCAGUGGACAUCAGGCAUGCUCUCCUCUGGAGAUCACUCAGGGCAGGCCACUGCCAUGUCCUCAGAGCUGUCUUCAGAUGCCCUAAAAGGCUCUGACCUUCCUUCCAAAAGCUCCCACUUCUCAGAGAUCGGAAGGGCAUAUCAAAAUAUCGUGAGCAAUGGUGUGAACUUCCAAGGGUCCCUGCAAGCAUUCAUGGACAGCUUUGUCCUCAGCUCUUUGAAGAAAAAGGACACAAAGGACAAAGUCCCAUCUGAUGCCCAUUCCGUGAAAGCCCACACUUCGGACGGUGGAGAGGAGAAAGCCAGCGGGAAGACCUCCCAGCGAAAGUCUGAGAAAUCUCAGUACGAGCCUCUGGACUUGUCUGUGCGGCCAGAUGCCACCGCUCUGCCCGGCUCCUCCGUGACCAUGCAAGACAGCAUUGCGUGGCACGGCUGCUUGUUCUGCGCUUUCACCACAUCGUCCAUGGAGCUCAUGGCCCUUCACCUCCAGGCCAACCACCUAGGCAAAGCAAAACGCAAAGAUCACCCCACAGGGGUAACAGCCAACUGCAAAGAACAGGUGCGAGAGGCCAGCAAAGUCUCUGCCCUGCCCUCCAUACAAUCAAACAAAGAGAUGGCCCUUUCUAGCACUGUCAGCGCUCUAGACUCUGCCCCUGAGAAGAUGGCCCAAGGACCGGCCAAAGAGACUCUAGGGGACCAGAAGACUGGUCAGUGGCCCAAUCACAUGGACCCUGCCUUUUGUACCUUUCCGUCUGACUUCUACAAACAGUUUGGCGCUUACCCCACUAUCAUUGGCUCAGGGCACCCUGGCUCCGGCCCCAACAAGAAUCCCGACGGGAAAACCCUCCCGGAAGAUGACGCCCCUAUUCUGAUACCGGAAACCACCAAUAAAAACACUACUGACGACCUCUCAGAUAUCGCCUCCUCGGAGGACAUGGACUCCUCUAAGGGAGAAAACAACGAGGACGAGGAGAUUGACACCGAACCAGAAAUGAUGAGCAAGCCACUAUCUGCUCUCAGCAAGGAUGGCAGCAAUGAGGGCAGUGACAGCCUGCUGCCUCCGGGCGCCCCCCAGCCCAUCCAGGGACUGGUCUCACCCUUAGCCCAAGCAUCAGAGGAACAGUGGCACAGCCCAGGCCUCCUUCCUGCCCAGGACCCCUCGGCGGGGCUGCCAAAGCCGGAGCGGGGUCCCCCAGGCUUGGAGAAACCUAUGAGCAUGCUGUCGGUCCUCAGGGCCUACAGCGCCGAUGGCUUAGCAGCCUUUAACGGGCUUGCAAGCAGCACAGCAAAUUCUGGAUGUAUCAAGAGGCCAGACUUGUGUGGUAAGUGACACCCCAUGUCCUAGUCGAUCUGUCUGGACUUCCCCUUGUCUGUUCGUGCUCCUUCGUGGUUUAUCUGCAGCUUGUUAACCGUGCAAAGUCAACAGAAGAAUGUACGCACAUACAUGUUUUGAGUAAAUAAUUCCAACUGGCACAGGUAUGUGUGCACGCACAGCACACCAGCCUGCAGUCUGCGUAGAGUCAGGGAGGUUGAAAAUGUCGCCCCCACCCAGAUGUUUCCCUGAUAGUAAUGGAUGCAAAUGCUUAGCAACCUGAGUGAGAAAGGAGAUUCACAGGUCCCAACUGACAGUUGGGGGGGGGGGGAAGGCGAGUUCCUGGAUCAAUGAAAACCUGGCUGGAGCAAGUGCUCGUGUCGGACCAGCAAACCUGGGCUCACAGGGCUGGGCCCCAUGAUAGUCUCGUCAGCAUUCCUUUCUUGUGUCUGAUUGUCAUGUAUUUUGUAACACUUUAGAAGAAUACAGAAAAGUGCAGUAAUUACCUUUCUCCAUAGUAUUUAAGCAGAAAUAUUGCUAGUUUAAUAUUGUGUCAGGUUGUCGUAUAAACCAGGAACAGGUGACAGUAAAGGCCCAUCGAACAGCACUCUGACAUUCACAACUUAAAAACGGCGAUCGGAGCGAAAUGUGUAAACGUGUACCGGGUUAUCCUGUGCUUUGGAAUAGACUGUUGUUGAAAUAAUUAGACGAUAUAUUAAGGUGUUCCUGGUAAUGAAGGCAUGUAAGUUAUCAUAAUUGUAGUUUUCUGCAUAAGUGUCAAACUCUAUCUUUCCGUGUGCUGUAUGCUGAGUUACAAGUUAGGUCAUUUAUGAAUGGAAUGUAAAACAAUACUAAAAAUGCUUCAAUAAGUUAUCUUGGUAUUGCUAAUAAAAAAAAA
This is a messenger RNA of Psammomys obesus (fat sand rat), 4878 nucleotides long. It is a transcript of the gene Znf536, whose product is annotated as zinc finger protein 536. NCBI's taxonomy places the organism in Eukaryota, Metazoa, Chordata, Mammalia, Rodentia, Muridae. Gene Ontology annotation, molecular function: RNA polymerase II cis-regulatory region sequence-specific DNA binding; DNA-binding transcription factor activity, RNA polymerase II-specific. Gene Ontology annotation, cellular component: nucleus. Gene Ontology annotation, biological process: regulation of DNA-templated transcription. The coding region runs from base 93 to 3998 and encodes 1301 amino acids. The transcript is spliced from 5 exons. The record is from RefSeq and is a predicted model, not a curated record.